Magnusiomyces paraingens is the source of this 7239-nucleotide messenger RNA. RefSeq lists its product as uncharacterized. NCBI's taxonomy places the organism in Eukaryota, Fungi, Ascomycota, Dipodascomycetes, Dipodascales, Dipodascaceae. Bases 1 to 7239 code for a protein of 2412 amino acids. The record is from RefSeq and is a predicted model, not a curated record. The transcript has 4 exons.
AUGUCUGCGCCACACAUGGACCGGCUCCGGCUUGAGGCCAUUGAAAAGCGCCGGCAACAAUCAAGCGACGUUAUCAAGUCUCGAAAACGGAAGCUAUCUGAUUUGUAUUAUCUUACUCGAUAUCCAACUUAUCCUAUAAACAAGUCUGGUGUACAGACUGACGAAGAUAGCCUGAUGGCGUUUCUUGAAAAAAACGAUCUUGAAAGUGGCCAUGUUUUUGAUGAAUCCACGUUGCCUGCACGCGCAAUAGUCCCCAAUGAAGUUCUGCUCCCUGCAAAACGCGCUCGCGCGUUGUAUUCACCUACAGCCACCCCGUCCUCUUCUCUAAACUCUCAGGCCCAUCCGCCUUUGGUAUCUUCUCAUCAUCUGCCACAGCAUUCACAGGCUUCUACGACAGGCCAGAAAGUUGUAUCACAGAGUAAUGUGCGUAAUGUAAACACAAACGCGCAGCAUCAUACCACUGGUUCUGGUGUUAACGCGGGACAGCAACAAAGUGGAAUCAAGACUCCUCAGCAGCAUAUUAUACAAAAACCGCAGACACAGAUGCAUAAUUUACAGCAACAACAAGUACAUCAAAAAAGUCCAACCGGUGUUACACAAAACCCGCGACAACAACAGCUUAAAGCGCCAACAUCUAUCUCAACGGGCCAACAAGCCGCAGGAAGCCACAUUUUGUCGGCAAAACCCAACUCUGUUCAAACUACCCCCACACAACAUUCUACAACAACAGCAGCAACUACUACCCCCACCACCAAACCUGUCCCGACUACAGCAGGCCCUACUUCGGCCCCGGCCACCACUACGUCAGCUUCAGCAACAGUUGCUGCAUCAGCUCCUGCUCCUGCACCAGCUUCAGUACCCGUACCAGUAUCGGGACCGAGUUCGGGACCGGCAUUGGCAACGACUACGUCUGGGGUUUCAGUUUCAGCUUCGGCUGCUCAUCCGACAUCUUCGUCUUCUUCUGCACAUCCCAUUUCUGUGCCAACAACAGUUCCAACAACAAUGUCAACAACGGCGCCAACAACAGCGUCAACACCGGCAUCAACAGCAGUGCCAACAGCAGUGCCAACAGCAGUGCCAACAGCAGUGCCAACAACGGUGCCAACAACGGUGCCAACAACAGUGCCAACAACAGUGCCAACAACAGUGCCAACAAAAGUGCCAACAACAGCGUCGACAUCUGCGUCGACAGCAGCGUCAACAGCAGCGCCAACAGCAGCACCAACAGCAGUACCAAAAACAGCACCAAAAACGGCACCAAAAACGGCACCAAAAACAGCACCAGCAGCCGCUCCUUCAAUUCCAGCAACAACAACACAAUCCACAAAACUUGCAGCAACCGUUGCUACUAGCGGUAUGCUUAAAAACAUGGCAGCAGCUGGAGCUGGCGGCGGUGCGCAACAGAAACCUUUGGCCAAUUUACCCAAACAGGUUCCACCCAGUGUAGUUGUAAGCCCUACAGUAACCUCUGCAGUUGGAGCUAGUAAUCAGCAGCCAGGCCAAUAUAUACAAACUCAAUCUCAACCGUCUCCAGCAAAACCAUCAACAACCACGGUUAAUACUAGGCCCAGAGCACCGCAUCAGCAACAACAACAAACGAGCGGAACAAAUGUGCCGGCGAAAACAGUUGCAGCUCAGGCGGCAGGUUCCUGGACCCAUUUGCAAGCAAAUUCGACGACUAAGGUUCUUGCGCGCGGGCCGCCGGGCGGUGCGGCGCAACCACAUCACCAACAACAUCCGCAGCCACAAGUGCGCGGGCCGAACAGUAUCCAAGGUUCAGCGCCAAUACCUGCAACACCUUCAAAGACAACAACCACAGGAGGACCACACCCUCAGCGCGCGUCUGUUCCACCAACACCCACACAAGCUCUCGGUACAGUUCCUUCUGCCACCACUCUUCCACGGGCACAGUCUACACCUGCGUUACUUGCAAAGGCUGGAAUAAUCCAAAAGCCACAGCAAUUACAGCAAAGUGUGCGUAAUGGACCCGAUAUUAAGGUUGGUGCACGGUCUGGGCCUGCGACAAAUUUUGUACCCACUAAAGUUCAACAGCAAGUCCAACAGCCUCAGCAAAAGGCAGUUGUUAUACAACAGCAACAGGCAAGUGCAGGACUUGCUGCCAAAAGUGGGACGAGACCUGCAGCAGGGUCUGCGGCAGUUUCAGCAAAAAACAUGGUGCCCGUUCCGUCAACAACAGCUACAAACACAUCGGCUCCGGUAACCACUGUGGGGGGUUCUUCGGCUUCUGGGGCCAUCACAUCAGCAAGCACAUCGGGACAACACGCUUCUAAGGUGGUUGUAGGACCAGCUCCAGCAACUAUGAGGGGAGCUCUAUCAUCAUCAGCUGCCACUUCUGGGCCUAUCAACAAGCCGACUGUUGGCGGUUAUGCGGGGGCAGUAACAAGCUCUGCAGGCAUUAACAAUCUCCAUGCGACGGCUGGUCCGAAGGCAGUGGUGGCAACUGCAGCAGGAUCAGGAACGGUUUCAACUGGAGGAGUAACGGUAGCUCCAGGAUCGGGGGCCCCAGCAGGAAACAAUAAUGCAAACCUGCCUAUGAGAGCCAAAUCUGUAACUACUGCUAGUGUUCCUAUUAGUGCCACUGGUAUUGGUUCUGGAAAUCAUGCUUCUCAAAAAACAGGAUCUACUGUAGUUGCAGGGGGAUCUCAACAACAAACAAAUACUGGGCCCAAUGUGGCCAAGAAUGGUGGUGUUGCGACAGUCUCACCGCAAACCACGGGUAAACCAAACGAGAAUACAAAGCAAGGUGAACUGGGUCAAUCAACUACAAGCAAAAAUCUGACAACCACAACGGCAGGUGCAACAGCAGCUCCGGCACCAACAACAGCUCAAGCCUCAGCCACGACCUCUGCACCCAAAGUGCGACCAACCGUUGCGCACAUUCCAGUCACGCGUACUACCCAGUACGUGUCGCGGGAGGAGUUUUACAAGCGGCAGCCGUCAAUCCACCAAAUGCGCCAAAACGUGACUGUGCCAGACCAACAAGUACCGUGGUACACAAACCCCAAAACUGUCGACCCUGUUACUGACAAGGAUUCCGACGUAAAGAUUUUGGUUGUGCCCAACCGACUCCCGGAGACGGUGCACGGGAGACGCCAAUUAACCUUGCCGGAACUUUAUUACACAACGCAAGCACUACCUGUUGUCAAACUUCUUCCAGCUGCACAUAAAGCUCUAACUACUGAAACGUACCAAUUAUCGUUCUUGGAAGCCAAGCUAGCAGUGGUACAUGUGCGCAUUGAGGAACUAAAACGCCUUGACCGCUGGAGUUUACGACAGCACGCCAAAUUUAGGGGGCCUCUGCGGCUCAAAAUUCACUGGGAUUUCCUAAUGGACGAGAUGAAGUGGUUGCAACAGGAUUUCAGCGAGGAGCGCCGGCUCAAAAUUGCAGCAUGCUUUGAGCUGUCGCAAGCAGUUAUGGAUUACUGGGCCUUUGGGAAAGAUGUUUGUUGUAUUCGAACAAGACCGGUGACACACUUGGAUGACAAGCCGCCUAUUAAGCUGUUUGAAGUUGAUUCUGAUGGCGAUGCCGUUAUGGAGGAGGAUUCUCGAGCUGACUGUAAGGGUAAAGUCAAAGACGAGGAGGAGCCCAAGAAAAACCAAGUCAAAAAGGAUGAAACCAAAGAGGAAUCCAAAUCUGUCGAGAACAAGGACAAGGCCGACAAGGCACUAGCAAUGCAGCAACCCCUGAAAGAAGAGGACUCAAAGGUGGAAUUAAAGGUAAAGCCAGAGGUAGAUCAAAAGGUGGAGGGAACCAAGGAGAACAAGGAAAAUGAAAAAAAAAACGAGGCCAUUAAUGCAGCCGCUACCACCUCUGGCACAAAACACAGCCUUUCAGAAGAUAAGUCUCGAGAUACUAAUCUGCAGCUGGCUGCACCACAACCAUCGCUACCUCCGGCCACUGAGGCCACUUCGACCGCUUUUGUAAAAUCAAACAAUAAUGAGGGAUCUGUAACAAUAUCUCUCUCACCCAAGAAGGAUGAAGAGUUGUCGAAGGCAACCGGAAUUGGAGGAAAAGAAGCAGCAGUAGCAGCUAAAACAACAAUAGCGGCGGCCUUGACGGAAUCCUCCGAAGCCUCCAUUCUUCCAGACAAAGGUUACGCCAAGGAAAAAGGCCAAUCUGCUAAUGUUGCUCAAAGUGAUACUACUGCUGCUUCUGUCGACCCCCCAAAAGAGCCUGAUGCUGCACCGCAGAACAAUGCAAGCACGGCUGGAAGCAACAAUAGUAACAACAAGUCCGAAAAUGGCAGCGGCAGCAGUGGGUUACAACAAGACGCAAAGAACAUAGAUGCGUCACCAAAAGACAUUCCAGAGACGGAGAACUUGGGAACUCUCAUCAAGCUCGAAGAAACCAUAGACGGUGAUGGCGACGUGGAUAUGGUAGAUGCCCCCAAGGAACAACAAGUCAAAAGGGAACCACAAAAUGAACAGGAGCCAGUCGACCCUUAUCAAGUCAAGGUGAUCCCUAGUGAAAGCCUCUAUGCCGGGCUUAUCUUUAAGGACGAUGAGCCUGAUGUGUCACCGGAUGGGACUAUGACCAUUACGCCUAAAGAUUUGCACGAGCUGCACGAAGCUAAUAAGGUUGAUUCGUUGGUACCCAAGAGCGUGUUUCUCCAUGAUAAAGGCCAAUCAGUACGCGUGCCACUUAAAAUGUUUAUGUCACUUGAUAACAUGGACUCGGCAUCGCGUGAAAUUUUCAACAGCUUGCCUCUUCAGAAACCUAUUGAGGAUGUUAACACACCAUACAUUAGUGAGCUUGAGUCGCUUUCCAUAAACUCUGUCACUAAGUUUCUUGCCGCCCCAGAUCUUAAUCCUACUUGGCAAAAGCUUAUUAUCGAGGUCGACCCUAAAGAUAAGAAGAAACUGGAUAUUUCUAAAGAGGAAGAUGAGGAAGACUUUGAUAAUGGUGAAGGUGCAAAUCCAUCUCAGAAACAUCCCUUAUUUCAGAGCGAGCAAAACAAGCGGCAGAUUCACAUUCGCGCUCCACAACCUCCUAACCUCAAGUAUCUCGAGUUCAUUCGUAUGCCAACCAUUUGGCUGCCGCAGGAUGACCAGAAGCUCAUUCGUGUUGCGCGUGAGUUUCAGUUCAACUGGCAAGUAGUUUCGGCAACUUUUUCUAACGAUGCAACUCUUGGGUACACUUCCAUCACUGAGCGACGUACCCCAUGGCAAUGCUUUGAACGUUGGCUCCAAUUAAAUCCGGCCUUUUCUCUGACAGAGCUCAAAGGUCCUUAUGCUCAACAAGCUGUUUUGUGGAUCAACAACUCGGUCAAAAUGCAGGCCCACACCAAGCACCGUAUUUCGCCCAUCGGAAUUGUCAACACGGAUUCGCUUCCUCGUGGCCACUCUCGUUUGCGCUGGGCAAGUAUGUUUGAGGCUAUUCGUAAGGGCAUGCGUAUUCGUGAAAGCGCCAUUCGUCCUCUCAACCAAAUUGUCCGCAAACCGAUUCAACCAAUGGAAAACACUCAGCCAGUGUAUACCCCAGAGGAACUAUCUCAGUUCAAAUAUAAGGCUGAUCACCAGGCCAGCGCGCAGUAUGCACAACGAGCUCAGCAGAACCAGAUGGCAGCAGCAGCAGCAGCAGCAGCUGGGGGUCGUGCUGUGCCUGUGCCACACCCAGGACAGCAACAACCCAUAGCCACACCACAGACUGGUGCUACCGCGGUAGCUGCUGCACCAGUCUAUGGGGUCAAUAACACAUCUGUUGCUCACCCUGUGCCAGGAACACGAGUCAUUAAUGGUAUCACAGUUCCUGCAGCAACCGCCUUGCCCAAUGGUGCUAUUGCCAAUCACCGCGCAGUGCAACAUGUUACAGGGCAGCAACCAGUUGCUCAGUUGCAACAGCAGCAGCAACAAAUGCGCGUCGCUAUGGGACAACAUCAGCAGACUCAAGCUAUUCCUGCUGUACAGGGAAAUACUGGAGCUCCACGGCCAAAUACUCAAGGUAAUUUCCACCCGCGGAUUUCAGCUGAGCAAUACGCGCAGUUGUUGCAACAACAAAAAUUGCGUCAACUUCAGCAACAUCAGCAAGCAGCAGCAGCAGCCCAACAACAAAAGCUGCAGCAGCAGCAGCAUCAACAACAACAACAUCAGCAGCAGCAGCAGCAGCAGCAGCAACAACAACGUGUGGUUCAACAACAGAACCAAGUUCAAUUGACGCUACAGCAACAGCAACAGAUUCAAAUGCAACGAGCUCAGCAGCAACAACGUAUUAACGCAGCAGUGGCUGCAGCGGGUACUACACCAAAUCAACAGCAACUGAAUUACCAACAAAUGAUGCUUCACCAGCAACAAAAGGCACAGCAGCAGGCCAAACAGGCAGCAGCAGCGACAGCAGCCGUAGGAUCGCCCACGAUAUCUACAGUACCUUCACCUGUGAAUAACACAGCAAGCCCUGUGGUUGCAUCUACGUCACCGGUGGUUUCUACCACACCGACACCUACUUCAGUAACAUCUCCAGUUAUUGUGACAAGCCCGGCACCUACACCGACUCCACAGCAACAAUUCCAGGUGUCAAAUUUGUCGCGUGCUUUUCAGUUUUCCGCCCAGACUCCUCAAGUGCAAACGUUUAUGAACCAAAUUGCAGAGCAGAACCCGUCACUGACUCCCGACCAGGUUUCCCAAAUUGCAAAGACUCAAAUACAGCGAAUCCUAAUGCAACAACGCAUGAUUAGCACCACUGGUUCAACCACUAAUGGUACUUCAGGACCGGCUUCUGCACCAGCAGUAGUUGCUAGGGCUUCUGGCCAGCAUCCGGUGGCGGUCCCACAUAGACAAGCAACAUCUGCACCAGGCGGGCCAGUUGCUGGGAUGUUUGCGGUGAAUGCCAACACACGCAACAUUGCAGUGACAGGACAACAACAACAGCAACGUCCAGGAACUACGGUUCGUACGACACCUUCACCGGUAAUGCAAACAAUUCGUGCGCCAGCUGUACAACAGCAAGGUACAUCUCCAAUUGCAGGAACAUCGCCGGGGAUUGCGGUUCGACAAGUUGUAACGAGCGCAGGAGUGAGAUCGCCAGCGUUGGCCACAGCAGGAGUUGCAACUCAGCCGCAGCCGCAGCCGCAGCAUAUUCAUAAAGUUGUUCAGCAAGUAGGAGGAGGACCUGCUCGUGUGGGCCAGCAGCUUGCAGGGAAUAAGGUUGGUUCUGGAGUGCCCAGCAAUUCUUCGACACCGAAACCUGCCUCUGCCCAGUUGCCAUCUGGGACUCCCAAGUGA